AUGGCUUUCAAUGUUCAUCUUCUCACUGGGAUUAUACUCAUUCUUAUCUCAGCCACAAUCAUUGUCGAAGCUGCAACGAUGUUCAUUAACGAUGCAUCUCUCAAUCGAAGUAGUUUCCCAGAGGGUUUUAUUUUUGGAACAGGAUCGUCUGCUUACCAGUUCGAAGGUGCAGCUAAUGUUGGUGGCAGAGGCCCCAGUAUAUGGGAUACGUACUCUCAUAUGUAUCCAGAUAAGAUAGUGGACAGAAGUAACGGAGACGUUACCAUCGAUCAAUACCAUCGUUAUAAGGAAGAUGUUGAAAUCAUGAAGGAACUAAACAUGGAUGCUUAUAGAUUCUCAAUCUCUUGGUCCAGAAUACUGCCAAAGGGAAAGGUUAGUGGAGGAGUGAACAAAGAAGGAAUCAACUAUUACAACAACCUCAUCAAUGAGUUGCUAGCCAAAGGUCUGAAACCCUUUGUGACUAUUUUUCAUUGGGACCUUCCUCAAACCUUAGAAGACGAAUAUGGUGGCUUUUUAAGUCCAAAUAUAGUGAAUGAUUUUCAAGACUAUGCAGAGCUUUGUUUUAAAGAAUUUGGAGACAGGGUGAAGCAUUGGAUUACAUUAAAUGAACCAUGGACCUUCAGCAAAUAUGGCUAUGCUGAUGGCAUUUCAGCACCAGGACGAUGUUCACCUUGGCAAAACUUGAAUUGCCCUGCUGGUGAUUCAGCCACUGAACCUUAUAUAGUGGCUCACAAUCAGUUACUUGCUCAUGCAGCUGCUGUCAACAUUUAUAAGACUAAAUAUCAGGCAUCUCAAAAGGGUAUUAUAGGAAUAUCACUACCAUGUCACUGGAUGGUGCCACUCUAUGAUACAGAGUUGGAUCGUGGUGCUGCACAAAGAGCCCUUGAUUUCAUGUUUGGAUGGUUUAUGGAGCCAUUGACAAAAGGAGAUUACCCCAAUUCUAUGCGGUCGUUGGUAGGGAACCGAUUACCAAAGUUCUCUGCAUAUGAAGUGAGGCUUGUAAAAGGGUCCUUUGAUUUUAUUGGAUUAAACUAUUAUACUUGCUACUAUGCCACUGAUGCACCUGAAUUAAGUGAAGCCAGGCCUAGCUACCUCACAGAUUCUCUUGUUAGUCUUACAAGUGAGAGUAAUGGAAUACCUAUUGGUGAAAAGACUACUUCAAAAUGGUUGUUAGUUUGUCCAAAAGGGAUUCAAGAACUGUUGCUCUAUAUUAAAACAAAGUAUAACAACCCUUUGAUCUACAUCACUGAAAAUGGUAUUGAUGAAUUCAAUGAUUCAACACUCUCCCUUGAGGAAGCCCUUGCUGAUGCAUCCAGGAUUGAUUACUAUUAUGAUCAUCUCAAUUAUCUUCAAAUUGCAAUCAAGAAUGGCGUGAACCUAAGAGGAUAUUUUGCAUGGUCAUUACUUGACAGCUUCGAAUGGACUUUAGGUUACAUUUCAAGGUUUGGAUUAAUCUUUGUAGAUUACAGCAACAACCUCAAAAGACAUCCAAAGCUGUCAGCCAUUUGGUUCAGAAAUUUCCUACAACGCAAAGUAGUAACACAUGAUGAUUUACGCUAA
This is a messenger RNA of Abrus precatorius (Indian licorice), 1560 nucleotides long. RefSeq names its product beta-glucosidase 12-like. Gene Ontology annotation, molecular function: beta-glucosidase activity. Gene Ontology annotation, biological process: carbohydrate metabolic process. The record is from RefSeq and is a predicted model, not a curated record. NCBI's taxonomy places the organism in Eukaryota, Viridiplantae, Streptophyta, Magnoliopsida, Fabales, Fabaceae. Bases 1 to 1560 code for a protein of 519 amino acids. The transcript has 13 exons.